Nothobranchius furzeri (turquoise killifish) is the source of this 1730-nucleotide messenger RNA. Its product is annotated as keratin, type II cytoskeletal 8. Lineage: Eukaryota; Metazoa; Chordata; Actinopteri; Cyprinodontiformes; Nothobranchiidae. Gene Ontology annotation, biological process: intermediate filament organization; keratinization. Gene Ontology annotation, molecular function: structural constituent of skin epidermis. Gene Ontology annotation, cellular component: keratin filament. The record is from RefSeq and is a predicted model, not a curated record.
GGAGGCUCCAUCUGCCCGACUCUCUCCUCAGCAGAGUCUCUUCUCCUCUCACACCACCCACAGACUCCACGUGUGACCAUGUCUGUAAGAGCCCUGAAGACCACCACCCUGUCCACCGUGUCAACCUCCAGGGGCCCCGCCCAAGGUUACAGCAGCCGCUCCUUCUCAGGCUACGGGGGACAUGGCCUGGGGAGUACCAGGCAGAGCUAUGCUGUCCGCAGCUCCUACGGAGGCGUGGGCAGCAGCGGGGCUGCUGUGGGCAUUGGCAGCUACAAGGUCGGUGGGUUUGGGGGAUCGGGACACAGAGGAGGUGGAAUGGAGCUCGGCAUUGUGGGAUUUGGUGGAGGCAUGGCUAACGAAGUGGUGGCCCCCAUUACGGCCGUGACUGUGAACAAGAGCCUGCUGGCUCCCUUGAACCUGGAGAUCGACCCCACCAUCCAGGCGGUCCGCAUCCAGGAGAAGGAACAGAUCAAGACCCUCAACAACCGCUUUGCUUCCUUCAUUGACAAGGUGCGUUUCCUUGAAAACAAAACAAAACAACAAAACAAAAUGCUGGAGACCAAGUGGAAGCUCGUGCAGGAGCAGACCACGACUCGCUCCAAUAUCGACUCCAUGUUUGAGGCCUACAUCGCCAGUCUUCGCAAGCAACUGGACAACUUGGGUCACCAAAGAGUCAAACUGGAGUCAGAGCUGCAACACACAACGGGCCUAGUGGAGGACUUCAAAAACAAGUAUGAAGAAGAGAUUAACAAGCGCAAUGAGUGUGAGAACAACUUUGUCCUCAUGAAGAAGGACUCAGACGCAACCUACAUGGUCAAAGUGGAGCUUGAGGCCAAACUGGAUGGGCUCUCUGAUGAGAUUGACUUCUUGAGGCAGAUCUACGAUGCAGAAAUUAAUGAGCUGCAGAGUCAGAUCAGGGACGUAUCUGUGGUGGUGGAGAUGGACAACAGCCGUGACCUUGACAUGGAUGCUAUCAUUGCCGAAGUGAGAGCCCAGUAUGAAGAGAUCGCUAGCAGGAGCAGAGCAGAGGCUGAAUCGUGGUACCAGAACAAGUAUGCAGAGAUGCAGCAGUCAGCUGGGAAGUUUGAUGACGACCUAAGGUCAACCAGAGCUGAGAUUGCUGACAUGAACCGCAGGAUAAUGAGGCUCCAAUCUGAAAUAGAUAUGGUUAAAGCUCAGCGAAACAGCUUGGAGGCCCAGAUUGCAGAGGCUGAGGAACGGGGUGAGCUGGCUGUGAAGGAUGCUAAGCUCCGCGUCAGAGACCUGGAAGAGGCCCUUCAGAGGGCUAAACAGGAUAUGGCCCUGCAAGUCCGCCAGUACCAAGAACUGAUGAAUGUGAAGCUGGCUCUGGACAUUGAAAUAGCUACUUAUAAAAAACUGCUUGAGGGGGAGGAGACCAGGUUAGCGGCAGGAAUCAAGACCAGUGUCACCAAGCAGACCUCUUUGAACUACAACGCCUUUAGCCUGGAGAGUUCCCGCAUCCCCUCCUACAUCACCUCAUCCUCCAACAGGGCUCUUGCCUCUGCACUGGAAGGAGGAGCAAUAAAGAUCACCAAAAGCGAAGUAGUGGCACACAAGGCUGAGGAGAAGAAGGAGGAGCAGCAGGUCACACCAGAGGAGGCACCUGCUGCUGAGAAGAAGGAGCCAGAGAAGGUGGAGGCUGAAGCUGUGGCUGAAGAGUGAAAUUUCUUCAUGAUUUUGGAGAUUAAAUAAAAACAUCACUCUCUUUA